AUGAUGAUUUCGGGACAGGGGUUCUUCGAACUUGAAGCUUGCAGCUCAACGACCGAAGCCGUGAGAAGGCGCAUGGCCGUCACUGCUGUCUUUGCUUUUGACCACCCCGGCCCAGAUGUUGACCCUACUUACAAGGACAGACAACAUUAUAAGAUCGAGAUCAUGUGGACACUCAACCAGGACACUUCCAUGGACGACAUAGACGAAGAGCAUCCCGUUUGGUACCCGGGGACCAUGAAUACACGGUUCCAAAUCCCCGAAGACAGAUUCCGCCUGUUAUUUGCCGAGGCGACCCUCUGCUUUGCGUUCCAUAACACUUUCUCUAUCACAGCUUCUUCUGCAAAGCUGUUGAACUAA
Molecule: messenger RNA, 357 nt
Organism: Neurospora tetrasperma FGSC 2508
Lineage: Eukaryota; Fungi; Ascomycota; Sordariomycetes; Sordariales; Sordariaceae
Exons: 4
Coding region: 1-357 (118 amino acids)
Source: RefSeq, a predicted model, not a curated record